Messenger RNA from Brenthis ino (lesser marbled fritillary), 1677 nucleotides. Lineage: Eukaryota; Metazoa; Arthropoda; Insecta; Lepidoptera; Nymphalidae. The record is from the annotation of a GenBank genome assembly.
AUGACUAAUGAAUGUUGUGCCUGCAAUGCAAGUGUACUUGUCACCCAGAAAAGAAUAAAAUGUGUUAAAUGCCAGGCUCAAUAUCAUUUAGAGUGUAUAACAUCCUUUGGUAACAAGCCUAUAGUAACGCGAGGACAGUGGACAUGUCCAAAUUGCCAUAAUAAUAAUCGGAACAAUAUUAAUAAAGGGCCAUCCCCGCCACUGGCGAACACAAGCAAAGAUAAUUUCGAUAACCAUAGCGACUGGCUAGCUGCAAUAAGGAACGAAGUAAAAGAGGUACUAUCUCAAACAGUCAGCUUAGAAUUAAAAAGCAUACGUGAGGAACUAACUGGUUUGCAAAGUAUUAAACAAUCUUUAGAGUAUUUAUCUAGUCAUUUUGAUUCAAUUAAGCAAGAGUUGGAGGAGGCUAAAAAGGAAAUAACAAGCUUAAAAAAGGACAAUUACGAUCUUCGUCAGGUGUUAAAUUCCCAAAAUAACACAAUUAAUAAUCUGGAGAGAGAAAUAAGAGCUACUAAUCUAGAGUUACAUUGUGUGCCAGAACAUAGGAGUGAAAAUUUAGUCACAACAAUUGAGCAGAUCGGAAGAGUAAUAAAUGUACCAUUAACAGAAGGUGCAAUUUCUAAGUGUACACGCAUAGCUAAAAUUAAUAAAGAGACAUCACGUCCGAGAUCGGUUCUAGUAAAAUUUAGCAAUCCUUUACUGCGAGAUAGUUUCCUAGCAGGUGUGAUAAAAUUUAAUAAGAGUAAUCCGGAUAGUAAAUUAAAUACAUCACAUCUUGGCAUUUCUGGGGAUAAGAAGCCAGUGUAUAUAUCGGAACAUUUAACUUCAACGGCAAAGGAUAUUUACGCUGCGACACGAAUUUUCGCAAAAGAAAAACAGUAUCGGUUUGUGUGGUCACGUAACGUCUAUAUUCCAUCGCCUUUAAAGUGUGAUGUACUUGAAGGUUACAUUAAUAAUGUGGAGAAAAUUAUAAACGAACAAUCCUGUACCAUUCUGAUAGGAGACUUUAAUAUACCAGCAAUUCAUUGGACUUACAAAGAGUUUAACCAUAAAAAACUUACCCCAGAUAAUAACAGCACAGUGGGCGCAUUAAUAAAUGACUUUAUGGCAGUAACAAAUUUAUCUCAACAUAAUGGUAUAUGUAAUUCAUAUGGAAAAAUUUUAGACCUAGUUUUUAGCAAUUGUAACAACAUAAGUACAGAAUAUAGUUCAUUUUCUGCAUGUCCAAUAGACAAAUAUCAUCCACCUUUAGAAAUUAAUUACGAAACUUAUUGUAAGGAUACCUUACUAAGUCCCAGCACAAUGGUGAAAUACAAAUUUAUAAGUGCUGAUUAUAAUAUAAUUAAUGCAAAAUUAGCAGAAUUAAAUUGGGAGCAACUAUUUCAAAACUGUGUCAAUGUAAAUGAAAUGACAGAAAUUUUCUAUAAUGAGAUACGCAAAGUUAUUGAAAGGUGUAUUCCAAAAAGAAGUGUCAGGAAUAAAACUUUUUAUCCUGUGUGGUACUCUAACAGCUUAAUUAAAAGACUAGCUGAGAAAAAUAAAUAUAGAAUACGUUGUAAGAAAUAUAAAAACCCAUUAGAUGAAAUUGAAUUUAAAUUGCUUCGAGACAGGUUCCGUGAACUAAGAGGUCAGAACGCUUGGUGGAAACCAUGGGGUGCGGUGUGCUUCAAAGUCACU